GGUAGUCGACAUAUGCCAAUCGAACGCUUCAUAGGCCUCUCGGGUGCGGAUCCUUCAUAUUUCGCUGUGCCAUGCGUCUGUGUCAUUUUGUUCGGCGUUGAGCAUUGCGAUUCCGCUUGGAGCCCUCUUUAAUUGAUUACGACGACAUCCAUGCCGCCCAUCUUCAUGAAUCAUCAGCCAAUCCCAAAGUAUCUUGACAGGCAAAACAAGAAGGGCCGACUAGAAUAAAAGAUGUCUGCUCAUUCCAAGCGAGGCCUCUGCUGGCCUAACGAGAACACCGACCCAGUCUUUGUCUUCACCAAACCUGGCUCCAAAGUAUCCUGGCUCUACAACUGGUCGCCCAAUCCCACCCAGGGUGCCCAAUCGCUCGAGUUCGUUCCCAUGCAGUGGAACCACGUCGCUAUCGACGAACUGAGCGGGAAAGUCCAGGGUGCUGGCGCCACCGGGCUUCUCGGCUUCAACGAGCCCGAACUGCCCGAUCAGUCCAAUAUGUCCGCCGAACUGGCCGCUGCCGAAUGGGUGCGCUGCAUGGAGCCGCUGCGCAAGGCUGGCAUCCGGUGUGGCAGCCCGGGUAUCUCCUCGGCGCCGCAUGCGGUGGGUUGGCUGAAAGAUUUCAUGUCACGAAUCCAGGCCGCUGGGUCUGAUUUUGAUUUCUAUUGCAUUCAUUGGUAUGGAGAGACGCUGGGACAGUUCUAUGAUUACAUUUGGAGCACGCAUCAUCAACUGGGACCGGGCAAGCCGGUGUGGAUCACGGAGUACGCGUGCACAAAUUGGAACGAGCAGAGUCCACUCGCUCAGGACCAUGUUGAGAACUUCGCACAAGAAAGUGUCAGAUAUCUCGAUACACUGGAUUGGGUAGAGCGGUACGCAUGGUUUGGUCCGAUGAGAAACACAGGUACAGUGGGCAAGUGGGCCAGGAUGUUGGACGACGAAGGCAAAUUGACGGCUCUGGGAAAGGCCUAUAGAGAUGCGUGACAAUGGAACCAAUAGGGAGGCGUGUGACGAGUGAGACAUGAGACGAACGAAUGGUUCCGAUGUGGCAGAGGCGAGGAUCGCUCACGAUUCUGGUCCUGCUUUUGCAGCUUCUAGAUGGGUCUCACGAAGCUGAGAGUCAAGCCCCUGUUUGCCUACUGCCAUGGCGCUUUCAAGCUCGCGUUCCUCCUCACGAAGAUCUCUUCUGGCUCGCGCCUCCUGUCUUUCUAUCACUCUCCGUUGCUCUUCAACUUUGCGCUCACGCUCUGCUAGAGCUUGCUCGCGAUGCCGCCUGUCUUCCCGUCUUCGUUCGUCUUCAAGUCUCUGUUCGUCCGUCAUAUCGCUGUCCGUGGGCGCAGGCGGCAACUUCCGUAUGUGGGAUUCGAUGACCAGAUUCCUUGUUGAGGAAGGCAAACUUAUGAAAUGGA
This is a messenger RNA of Dissoconium aciculare CBS 342.82, 1400 nucleotides long. Its product is annotated as glycoside hydrolase family 128 protein. Gene Ontology annotation, biological process: fungal-type cell wall polysaccharide metabolic process. The coding region runs from base 232 to 975 and encodes 247 amino acids. The record is from RefSeq and is a predicted model, not a curated record. The transcript is spliced from 3 exons. Lineage: Eukaryota; Fungi; Ascomycota; Dothideomycetes; Mycosphaerellales; Dissoconiaceae. Gene Ontology annotation, cellular component: fungal-type cell wall.